UGGGCCGUACCUACCAAGGAAUGCCUCGAACGAGCACAGAGCAAUCUCGAAAAUGACUUGUGUGAUCUGUUGCUUAACUUCAUGUUUACUUUGAACCGAGCUUCCGAUCCGUUACUGGAGUCCUACCUUACUUACGCUACGACGGGAAGCGAUAAAAUCAGCUCCGCGACAUCUCCAUUAAUAUCCAAUGAGUUACUGUUACAACCGCAGACAUUUGUUGCACGACUCACGCCAUUCGGAUUACCCACCAUUAGCCGCAAUGCUCACCAGUGGACGUUGAUUCUCAAACUACUACCGACCAUACUUACCACUAUCGACGCCGAUAAACUCAUUCAACAAUUACAACAAUCUAAUGACGACACAUGGAUGACAUUGCUUCAAGAAAUAAUCAUUUUGCUCUGUCAUAUCAUCGCCGUGAGCUUACAUCCUGAGCAUUAUGCCGUCACUGAGCACCCACCUCAGACCAAACCAACCACGUUCGCCCCGUCUGCUUCAUUCCAUACGCUGCAAGGGUUCGAUUCGCAGCUUUCUUUCAAUACAACUAGUUCUUCACAGCCUAUGGGAUUUGAUCCGGAAGCUACUAUCGAGCUCGAUAAUUUUGAAGGUGGAGAUACCCAGAUCCAGGAACAGGAUGAUGCGUCGGUCAAGGACGGCAAGACCAAUACAACCAAUACAGCAAAGAGUGUCGAGACUGUGAAUGCCAUCCUGGCCGCGCAAUUGAUCAUCGAUUUAGUGGAAAAGAAAGGCGCGAGAAGGAUGUUUGAAGUGAGAAAUAAUCGCAUACGAAUGGACAGCAUGAAAGAAGACGGAGACGAAGGGGAAAAAGAUGGAAUAGAAAUGGAAGGUCCGUGGGCAACAUGUCAACAGAUAUUAAAAAAAUCGCCAACCUCGACGAGUACUUUGGCAGCAGCUUCCGAUCCUCAGAUACAAAAAGCCGUGCUUCUCAUUGAACGAUUGACCGACCGGGAAUUGGAACGAAGGAUGGCGGUGCACAUGAAAUACCAUGAAUUGGAAGACGAAGGUACAGCGCGCGCCAUGCCCAGUGCUGGACUCAUGGGUUUACUUUAUCAUAUGGUACAAAUCCGGCCCUGUCUGGAUGAUCAGUUUAUCGUAGAUUAUUUAUUGAAAUUGCAAACCAUCAAGGGGUCCUUUGACGAGUCAUUCUAUCUUGAGCUGUGGUUCACCGCCUUGACUGGACUACGUGAGGCAUCUUUAAGCACAAGCUGUCAGAGACGGCCAACCGAGAAGCAGUCAGAAAACAGCACUACGUCCGAAACCUGUCCCACAUCCGUAGCAACGAAUCGAUUACUAUGGAAAAGUCUCGUUCUUGUAAAGUUAAAUACCUUGGAAUCAUCGUUAAGUGAACUCAAAGCGUUCACUGGUCUUUUGAAUGCAUGCAGUCCUCCAGCAUGCUGUUCCGAAUUCUAUGCCCCGUCUUCUUUAUCUUCAUCUCUCGUCGAUAAAAUCGCCCAAGGGGGAGAAGAUGACGACGACGACGAUAUUAUGAAGAUGAUCAACGAUAUGAGUUAUUCCGUCGAUCUGAACACGCCAGCAGUGACAAAAGCUAUCCGAGCCGCCAGUAAUCAAGACAUAUUCACUAGUAUCGUCAAUGUAUGUGAACAGUAUGGAUUUGUAAGGAAGUAUAUUGGUGAGAAACUAUUGGCGAAGGAUGCUGCGACGGACGAUGAUAAAGAAAAGGGCAAGGAUAAAGAUAUAAAAUUGGAUCAAGACGAUUUUUCUGGCUUUUUGGAUACGGAUAAUAUCGACCAACGUAUUGAAGCUAUUCGAAGCAACGUGUCCCACACAUCACUGUUAGAAUUAAUCCACAUUGGCCUUGUUUCCAUCCCUCAUCUGCGAAAAGUCGUCGAGUUCUUCGUUGAAUAUAUUCAUGAAAAAGCCAGCGCUCGUGAGGUAUAUUCGUUGGCCCAUUUGUGUCAGGCCUUGAGUGAAUGCCCCAGUAUGAUCGAUCUCAUGGUGCAAAUACAUCAUCCAUCUGCGUUUUUGCGACCGCUCGAAAAAUUUUGUAACGAGUGGAAACCAUCGGACAGCGAGAUGGAGACGGACGGUGGCCCAAGUGAUGAGGAGUUGGACGGAAUUCAAUUACUGUAUAGCAAAUUUGGCGACAUUUGGACAUUUGUGGUGCUAGUCAUUCACAAGUUCAAUUUGUACCGAAGCAUUGGCAAUAUUUUCCAAUCCCAGCAUCAAUUUUGCUGCCAGUUCUUUACACAACACCCCUCCAUCUACGGUAUAGAUGUACGGGAUCACGCUAUGGAAUCACUCCUGCAAAAUUGGCAGAUCGCUCUCGGAGGUGGGGACGGCGUAUCCGACGACCUGCUCAGGUCCACCAGUCCGCAGCAAUGGUUAAUGAUGGCACCCACCGUUAUGGAACGAGCACUUCUUGUUUACAAUUCCGGACAAAUGGAGGAAGAUGUGUUCCUCGGGAUUCUCUCGUAUUAUCAAACUCGAUUCCUCAGUUUUGCCGUGGCUCCUAAUACCAUUAUUACCAUUUGCGAACACCUGCUGAAUCAAUCGAAGUCAUCAGCCAUUCACGCCUUGCGCAUCUUGCUAACCAACGACAAGUUACCUCUUAUUGUCCUCCAAAUUUGUGGAAACACCGUGCUUGGAACGAUCGCGGCUCUCACCGAAAAGCGGCGGCAGCAGCAUUGGUUUAGCAACCAACACAGGGAUACAACGAUGGAAAAUGGCGAUAUCGAGAAUGAUCUUUUGCAAUUGAGGACUCUGGUGCAAAGCAAACUUGGCAUGGAAGAACCCACGGAGACCGAAGCAGGGAUGAUUACGGCCACUGAAAUCACCAGCCAUACGCUAUUCGAGAAAACGCAGGAAAUGUUCCGUUAUAUCGUUCGAAGUGGACGGUCCAUGUUUAUGAACGACGUGGAUGCUGUUGCAGCAGCGGUAUCGGAUCAGUCAAAGCAGCCCAAGCAAAUGGUAUCGCACUACCUGGAUAUGGUGAUGUUCCAAACCUCACUGGACAUGGGCGGCGUGCAUGGAUUUGUCACUAUGAUCGUCGAUGAAGUUUUGGAAGCUGGAAAAAGUGGUGGCGCUGUACGAGCAGCCGAACUGGGUUCUUGUUUAAUUGCGACCCCCUUGAUGCAUACCGUGAACGAUCACAGUAACUGCUUCAAUUUACUACAUUGUUUAUUGUUGGAUGUCAUUCCUGCUUCUAUUCGACAUAGCGCAGCAAGUAAUGCAUCCUUCUUCCAGGGACAGACAUUAGGUGUAUUUGCCAGCGAUUGUCUUGUAUUAAUGCAAGGACGAAGUCACGAUACGGUUCAGAUGUCGGUAGAAGAACUGGGCCAAGAUUUUUUCAAUGCACUUACAGUAGAUGAGGCCAUCUCAAGACAGCCACGAAGGUCUGCUAGCCGUAUUGAAAAAGAUGGCGGCCGAUUUGCCGAUUGGGAUCUUGUAGUUAUAGAAAGUGCGGUUUGGCGUGGGUUUAUCAAAGGCUUAAUGAGCAAUCCGCUCAUCAAGGAAAUGUGGCCCAGUGCAUUCUUAGUACACUAA
Molecule: messenger RNA, 3522 nt
Organism: Radiomyces spectabilis
Lineage: Eukaryota; Fungi; Mucoromycota; Mucoromycetes; Mucorales; Radiomycetaceae
Product: mediator complex subunit Med5-domain-containing protein
Exons: 10
Biological process (GO): regulation of transcription by RNA polymerase II
Cellular component (GO): mediator complex
Molecular function (GO): transcription coregulator activity
Source: RefSeq, a predicted model, not a curated record